Tetrapisispora phaffii CBS 4417 is the source of this 1587-nucleotide messenger RNA. RefSeq lists its product as uncharacterized. Lineage: Eukaryota; Fungi; Ascomycota; Saccharomycetes; Saccharomycetales; Saccharomycetaceae. The coding region runs from base 1 to 1587 and encodes 528 amino acids. The record is from RefSeq and is a predicted model, not a curated record. The transcript has a single exon. Gene Ontology annotation, cellular component: cytoplasm; ubiquitin ligase complex. Gene Ontology annotation, molecular function: protein binding.
AUGUCAGAUAAUAAAAAAGAUUUUGAAAAGUUAUGCUUUGCGUGUAGAACAGGAGAUGUGGAUAUAAUUGAAUCUCUGAUAUCGAAUGGCGUUAACCUGAAUAGUGUCGAUAAAUUUGAUAACUCGCCGUUAUUCUUAGCUAGCUUGUGUGGCCAUGAAUCAGUUGUUACUCUGUUACUUCAACGAGGAGCGGUUUGUGAUCGAGACAGAUAUGAAGGUGCAAGGUGCAUUUAUGGAGCAUUGACAGAUAGAAUACGAGAUAUAUUACUUGCAUACGAUGUAUCCAAAGCAGUUGACGUGGUUCAGCCAUUUGCUACACAUAUUUCAUCACUUUUGAGAGAACCCAUUGUACCAACUAGUGAUUUAGCAGUCUUUUUUGAAGGAUCAGAUGCUGCAUAUAAUCUACACAAGUUUAUCAUCCAAGCAAAUUGUAGUGUAAUGGUAACUGAUUUUCAUAUCGAGAGUUUAACAGAUAAACUUAUAUUAAAUAAUUUUCCAAUAAAAAAUGAGAAUGAGGUAAUGAAAAUGGAAGAUAGGUUAUUAUCACUAAUAAUCAAGUUUAUUUACCUAGUUCCAAUAUUGUAUGAAAUUAAACCUUUGGAUUAUUCAAUCUUAAGAAAAUAUGCUGAUCAUUUUAAAUUAGAUAUAUUAUCUCAAUUCAUUGAUCAGAUAUAUCAUGUCGCAGACCCUUCAACAAAAUCAGCGCUAAUGAUAGAGUUUCAAACAAGAAUUACCGAAACAUCCAGAGCUAAUUUUAAUGACUUUCUCAACCGUUAUAUAUUACAGAGUUAUAAGGAAUACUCAACUGAAGAUACCAUUAAUCAUGAAGAUAUCCAUAAUGUAAUAAGUUCUAAUUGCGGUUUUCCAGAUACAAUUAUUAAAGUUAUGGACUUCCAUUCAAAAGUGCGAUUCUACCCCUGUCAUAUAGCCAUGAUAUCUCGUUGUCACUAUUUUGAGAUGAUGUUUGCAUUGCCAAUGUCAGAAAAUAACCAGUAUUAUUUUAAGACAAAAUUGAACUUCCAAGACAAUAAAACAAUGCCAAUUUUAGCUUUUCCUCAAUGCAAUUUUGACGUUUUUGAAACGAUAAUCAAAUAUUUUUAUUGUGAUGACGCUAAUAUACCAUGGAGUUGUGCAUUAGAUACGCUGAAAGUAGCUGAUUUUUUAAUGGAUGAUCGGUUAAAAUCUAUGGCUGCAGUAAGUGUAACACAAUCAGAGGAAAUAUUAAAAAUUCAUUCAAUAUACGACAUAUUAUAUACUGCUUGGAAUGCAAGAAUUGAAAGACUUGAACAUUAUGUUGCCAAAAUAUUUGCAGAUAACUUAAAUUAUUAUCAUUCAAUGCCUGAAUUUUAUGAUGCAAUUUUAAUGAGUUCUAAUAGAAUCUCUGAAAGACAAGAUACGGAUACAAUUGAAUUAGUGGAUGAUAUUAGGUAUUAUUUGUUAGAAAAGUAUUCAUUUGAACCUGACGAUAUAGAGUUCUUUGAAGAAGAAACUGAUGUCGCUUUAUUAAAAAGUUCAGGAAUUUUAGAAUAUAAAAAUGACAUCAGAUUAAUUGAAAAGGUUCUUGAGAAACUGAAACUAAAUGCUUAA